Molecule: messenger RNA, 1447 nt
Organism: Lytechinus variegatus (green sea urchin)
Lineage: Eukaryota; Metazoa; Echinodermata; Echinoidea; Temnopleuroida; Toxopneustidae
Product: transforming growth factor-beta-induced protein ig-h3-like
Exons: 5
Coding region: 136-1179 (347 amino acids)
Biological process (GO): extracellular matrix organization; cell adhesion
Cellular component (GO): extracellular matrix
Molecular function (GO): cell adhesion molecule binding
Source: RefSeq, a predicted model, not a curated record
GCGAAGAGAGUGUAUAAAUACUGCUACCCAGGCUCCUUCGCCACACUUUGUCUUUAGUUGGUCCUGGCUGGUCGGACGUAUCUCUGUGGGAUCUCUGUCAAUCUGCUCAAGCACCAAGCAACCUCGAACUUGACCAUGCAGUCUGUUGUCGCCUUUCUAGCCGUCUUGGUCGGGGUAGCCGUUGCCGUCAACCCGACUCCGAAACCGGCGUCGUCGGACGAUAUCAAGCAGAAGAACCGAGAGAUCUCGUCCACCGAGUACCUGAGGAAGAUGUUGGAGAAGCCCUCUUCAAAGUUGUUCUUCAGUCCCAUUGAUGUGUCCACCCAUGACGACGUCCUCGACUUGUUGGAAAUCCUGGGGCUCGGUGAGGCAUCCAAGAUCGUAGAGCAGGUUAACAUGAGGCAGAUGCUCAGGGACGAACAACUUGCGUCCGUCACGCUAUGCCUGCCCAAUGACGAGGCUGUCCUAAAAUGGAGGAGUGAACUUUCUGACAAGCUGAAACCAGACCAGGCUUCUCUGAAGCAACUUGUCAGGGCGUGGGUGAUUCCAGGAACGAUCAGAUCUACGGAUGUCGUCAACAACCAGAAGGUCCAAAGCUUAAACGGCGCCAAACUUCGAUUCAAUGUUAACCAGGUCACGAAGAUGGUCACCGUAAAUGGAGCUAAAAUCGUUAAAGCCGAUAAUAUAGCGAGCAAUGGAUUCGUUCAAGUAGUCGACAAGGUAAUCUAUCCACUUCCGGUCGGUAACGUCAUUGAUACCCUGGAUGACAACGAGGCCUUCUCCACCAUCUUCGCUCUCCUGAAACGUGCUGACCUCGUUGAUCUUGCAGUAUCGGAUCCAGUCACCGUUCUUGUGCCAACAAAUGCCGCCUUCGAUGCUCUUCCAUCUGGAGCCCUGUCGAACCUCCUGAGAAACGUGACUAAACUACGGAAUAUUCUAAAGAACCACGUGAUCUCUGACGUCAGAUACUCUGCCUCACUGUCAUCGGGGCAAAGGCUUCGAACCUCUCAAGGAAGCGAGAUCUCGGUCACCAUUGAAAACGGAAAAAUCAUCCUGAACAAAGAAAGAGACCCGUCUAAAGCAAGCCAGGUAAUCAAAGCCGACAUCCCGACCACCAACGGAGUCAUUCACGUCAUCGAUCGGGUCAUCGUUCCAUCUCAAGAACAUUACGUCCUCUAAGACUUCGUGGCGACAAUUUUGUACUAGUUCAAUUUAAUUGACCAUUUUUAGUAAGUUGAUCACGUGGUAAUGACAUGCAGCCAAACCCAAAAGUAUAGAAUACAAUACAUGAUAAAAUUAUACAUAAUGAGAUCAGACAUCUAAUGUUUAUCUUUCUCAUUCGAUUGCUUAAUGCUACUAUCACAGUAAUAAUGUUUCUGAUAUUUCAUAUCCCUUGCCUGUAUUUGAAAUGAUUUUUUUUUUCAAUAAUAAAUUUCCCUCAGCAUAA